This is a messenger RNA of Bactrocera oleae (olive fruit fly), 760 nucleotides long. Its product is annotated as cytochrome c oxidase assembly factor 6 homolog. The record is from RefSeq and is a predicted model, not a curated record. Gene Ontology annotation, biological process: mitochondrial ATP synthesis coupled electron transport; respiratory chain complex IV assembly. Lineage: Eukaryota; Metazoa; Arthropoda; Insecta; Diptera; Tephritidae. Gene Ontology annotation, cellular component: mitochondrion; respiratory chain complex IV.
GUAGUGUUUUUAUUGCAAAUGUACAUACAUAUAUAUUUAAAUAUAUGUAUUUAAUUAUAACUAUAUAAUAAUGCAGCCUUUUAAACUAGUUUACAUUUAUCAAUGAUUUUCGCUCAUUGAAUACAAAAUUAACCAUUUUCAAAAGCGGUAUAAGUUUAUACUCUAAUAGCUGAUAUAUUUCUAUAUCUUAAAUAAACAAUAGUUACCUCAACUCAAUAAUACCUUUUUUAAUUUAAGCCCUCUGACACCCAUAUAUUUACUAUUUUGUUUUGUCUCCUUCUCCGUAAUCCACAAUCAGCUGAUGUUUUGACAGUUGUUAGGUUAUGUCACUGCCGAUUGCGUUUAUUGGCGAGCGUAGUUUAAUUCAUAUGAUAUUCUUAUAAAACUUUAAAAACUGGAGCUUAAAACACAAGAACUAUGAGUUUUCCCACCAAAGAGGAACGUGCACGUUGUUGGUCGUCGCGUGAUGAAUACUGGGAGUGCUUGAACGAGAACGCACCAAAACACAGUUCCACAAGUGGUGAAAAGGUGCCGGAUGUUUGUCAAAAGUUGCGAAAGGCUUUCGAAGGAUCGUGUCCUCGCCAGUGGGUGAAACAUUUUGAUCGCAAACGCACUUACGAACAGUUUAAGGAACGUAUGGAAAAGGGUUAUGAUCCACUCGAGGAAAAAAACAAAGCAGCAGCACAAAAACAGUCAUAGUUCAUAGUUAAAUUUAAUUUACGCUUGCUAAUGUUAAACCAAAUAAAUGUUCUCAAUUAAA